CUGAAAAAAUACCAGCGUUGCCUCAAUCUACUUGCUUUAUGGUGAUGGUCGUUCGCAUCCUAAGACCAAGUAUAUGCACAAAGACUUUUUAUUGUUAAAGGACUAAACAUCCGAAAGACCAAGUUUCUUUUGACUACAUCCUGGCAAGGUGACUAAACAGGAAGAUGAAGACAAAGAGACACAGUAAACCAUGUUUGGUCUUCCCUGUCAUGAUAAUCUUUUCUUUGUGUUUGCAAACAAGUGCAAACCACACCAAUUAUCCCCGGGUUAUAAACAAAACCGGGAACCCCAUCAGCCAAAACCAAAGUGAAAGCCAGAACGUCACAGAAGCCAACACAAAUUCUCCUCUGAGCAUCAAUUUCAGCAGCAAAACGACUAUUUUUGAAACAUGGAAUAGUACCCUGCAAUCCUUAUCCUCCUCAAUGGCCCCAAAUUCAACAUCUUCCCCCGCCAGAAGUGCUGUUUCUGCCGCUGGAGGAUCCAGAAAUACCAGCAAACCCAAGAAUACAAUGAAAAAAGAAACAUGUGAAGACAAUAAGUCUCUUAUAGUGAUUUGUUUCAUUGUAAUAGCAGUGCUUGUGCUUAUCUGCACCUUCUUAUUUCUGUCGACAGUGGUAAUAGCAAACAAAAUGUCCUAUCUCAAAAAAACUCAGCAAGGAAAGCGUCGGCCCAGGAGCAAUGGUGACAUUCUGGCGACCAACAGCUUGUGGCCAACGGCAGCAGGAACCUGGCAGAGGAUGCCCAAGGAGACAGGGGGGACCGAGCUGAUAAUGCAGGACUUUAUAGCAGGGAGGAAAACUGAAGAUGGAACUACUGAGAAACUCACUAAAGAAACAGAUAACAAACAGGAAAACAAAGAACCAAGGUCCCACAAACCCAUUCUGACCGAUUUUGUAGUUGAGAUUUAACUCCCAGUCAGGUAAAAACUCACCUUUUGCCUUUUUUACAUCAUUAAUAGGAGGUGAAACCUUAGCUUUCAAGUAGCAACAUGAAUGUUAACACAGGAAAGCUAAAUACAGAUCUUAGGGGGUUUCCGUUCCCGACAGCGGAAACACUGUAGCAACCUAUAGAUCUAGAAGGGAAUAAGAUUGUGUUAAACUGAUUUUUAUAAAUAGUGUCAAGACCGGCUUUACACCUUUGACCAAAAAUGAUGGUGAUAGGAUAGGCUCAACAGGAUAAACCAAAAGGACUGAAGUUUGCCCAUUCUCAAAGACCAUUAGGAGGAAAAACAGGACAGUUAACUGUCCUCUAACAGUUAGUAACAACCCUUCCAUACCAGGAGGUGCUACACAGCCACAUCCAGGCUGGGAUUUUAAGAAAACCAUAACUCAGUCACAACUUCGAUGCCAUUACUGCACCAGGAACUAAUCUCCCUCAAAACGCCCUUUCUGGUUUUUUCAUCAAGGACUUCUUAAACCAGCUCAAUACCUUUUGAACCACAGUGAGAUCUGAAUCAUAUUUAUUGUGUUUCAACUUGGUGUAUGAAUAUAUGAAGUUUGUAUUGUAUGUUAGAAUAUGAGAACUGUUUCAAUUUAUUACCUCCAAUAAACA
Calidris pugnax (ruff) is the source of this 1551-nucleotide messenger RNA. It is a transcript of the gene EVI2A, whose product is annotated as ecotropic viral integration site 2A. The coding region runs from base 165 to 908 and encodes 247 amino acids. Gene Ontology annotation, cellular component: membrane. Lineage: Eukaryota; Metazoa; Chordata; Aves; Charadriiformes; Scolopacidae. The transcript is spliced from 2 exons. The record is from RefSeq and is a predicted model, not a curated record.